UGGCGGGAGUAGUGGGCCGUCUGCGGUCUCCGGGAUCGCGCUGUCCCUGAGGCUGGGAAGGUGUUUUUCUUUCUUUCUCUCUGUCCUCUCCUACGUUGGGUGUGCUCUUCGCUCAGCGGUCCCUUUCUUUCUCUCCUGAGUCUUCCUCUCCGAUCCAUCCUCCAAACCCGGUUUUCGCGGGGACGCGCCCUCGGGGAGGGACGGAAACUGGGCCGCAACCUUCUCGGACCAGCUCCCAGCCCUGCGGGGCCCCUCGUCCGACUCCGUGCGCCGCCUCUGCUGCCCUUUGCUUUCUCGGGACUCAGCACCCGCUGACAUUCUCCAUUGGCUUCUCUCUCAUUUCGUCUCCUCUGUAGGCAUGGAAGCUCCUUGGCGCCAGGUGGCCGGUGGCCGAGGCCGAGCCCGGGGACGGGCGGCCGUGGCCCCCGCCGCAGGAAAUGGAGUCCAGCUCCGCGGGGCCGGCGGAGGACGAGAGAAAGCAGCGGCGGGCGCUGCGGGAUCGGUCCCCAGCCCGGGAGGAGCCGGGACCGCAGCAGCUGCAGAGCUAACAUCUCAUAGAAAAUUUGAAGAAAUCAAGAAAGCUAAUCAAGCAGCAGCCAAAAAACUUGUUGAAGAACAUUUUAGCUCUUCAUCUGAAGAAGAAGGAGAUGAAGAUUUUGAAGGAAAACAAGGAAAAAUAGUUGCUAAUACAUUUACAACUUAUACUACUCAGACAGAUGGAGAUAUACGUGAGUUAGAACGAACAAAGCAAUAUCUAAAUGAAGCUUUUCAAGCAGGAGCUAUGACGUGCUUAAUUUGUAUUGCUUCAGUAAAGAGAAACCAAGCAGUUUGGAGCUGUUCAGGAUGUUUCUGUAUAUUUCACAUGCCCUGCAUCCAGAAGUGGGCUAAAGAUAGCCAGUUUUUAGUAUCUUCUUUGACAGAUGAUGAUUUUGGAAAGAAAGAUUAUCCCUGGCCUUGUCCCAAGUGUAGGUUCGAGUAUAAGCAGUCUGACACACCCACCAGGUACUAUUGCUACUGUGGAAAAGUGGAAGAUCCCCCUCUAGACCCAUGGCUCGUGCCUCAUUCAUGUGGCCAAGUAUGUGAGAGAGAAUUUAAACCUCCUUGUGGCCAUAAAUGUUUACUCCUUUGUCAUCCAGGUCCAUGUCCUCCUUGUCCAAAGAUGGUCACAACUUCUUGUUACUGUAAGAAAGCAAAACCUAUUCCUCGGAGGUGCAGUGCCAAGGAAUGGUCAUGUCAGCUGCCAUGUGGGCGGAAGUUGCUAUGUGGACAACAUAAAUGUGAAAAUCCUUGUCAUGCAGGAAGUUGUCAGCCCUGUCCCAGAGUCAGCAGGCAGAAAUGUGUCUGUGGCAAACAAAUAGCUGAAAGAAGCUGUGCAAGUCCAGUAUGGCAUUGUGAGCAAGUUUGUGGAAGAACACUGCCAUGUGGUAACCAUACAUGUGAACAAGUUUGCCAUGUUGGUGCUUGUGGAGAAUGUCCUCGAUCUGGGAAAAGGUUCUGUCCUUGUCAGAAGUCAAAGUUUUCUUUGCCUUGUACAGAAGAUGUACCAACUUGUGGCGACAGUUGUGACAAAUUACUUGAAUGUGGAAUCCAUAGAUGUUCACAGCGCUGUCACCGAGGUCCUUGUGAAACAUGUAGACAAGAAGUGGAAAAACAGUGUCGCUGUGGAAAGCAUACAAAACGAAUGCCAUGCCAUAAAUCUUACCUGUGUGAAACUAAAUGUAUUAAGAUGCGUGACUGUCAGAAACAUCAGUGUAGAAGAAAGUGUUGCCCUGGAAACUGCCCAGCUUGUGAUCAAAACUGUGGACGAACUUUAGGAUGUAGAAAUCAUAAAUGUCCAUCUGUUUGCCACAGAGGCAGUUGCUAUCCUUGCCCAGAAACUGUAGAUGUGAAGUGCAAUUGUGGUAGUACAAAGGUUACUGUGCCCUGUGGCCGAGAACGAACCACCAGACCACCCAAGUGCAAAGAGCAGUGCAGUCGACCGCCAACUUGCCAUCAUACAAGUCAAGAAAAACAUCGCUGUCACUUUGGUGCUUGUCCUCCAUGUCAUCAACCUUGCCAAAAAGUUUUGGAGAAAUGUGGUCACUUGUGUCCUGCUCCGUGUCAUGAUCAAGCAUUAAUAAAGCAAACUGGCAGGCACCAGCCUACAGGUCCUUGGGAACAGCCUUCUGAGCCUGCAUUUAUUCAGACUGCUUUACCUUGUCCUCCAUGUCAAGUCCCUAUUCCUAUGGAGUGUCUUGGAAAGCAUGAGGUGAGCCCUCUGCCAUGCCAUUCUGUAGGACCUUAUUCUUGUAAGAGGGUUUGUGGACGAACCUUAAAUUGUCAGAAUCAUAAAUGUAUGAAAGAAUGCCACAAAGUAACGGAAAUUGAUUUCUCCAGUGACAAAAACAAGGCUGGCCUAGAGUGCCUUCAGUGUGAAGAAGGGUGCUCUAAACCACGACCACCGGGUUGUCCUCACCCAUGUGUUCUGCCAUGUCACCCUGGAGAAUGUCCUCCUUGUGUCCAGAUGCUCAGGAUAAAAUGCCACUGCAAGAUCACAAGCCUAUAUGUAGAAUGCAGAAAAAUAACCACAGCUGAUGUAAAUGAAAAGAACCUUCUCAGUUGCUGCAAAAAUCAGUGUCCUAAGGAGCUUCCUUGUGGUCAUAGAUGCAAAGAGAUGUGCCACCCUGGUGAAUGUCCCUUUAAUUGCAACCAGAAAGUAAAACUUAGAUGUCCUUGUAAAAGGAUAAAAAAGGAACUGCAGUGCAACAAAGUACGUGAAAAUCAGAUUUCAAUAGAAUGUGACACAGCAUGCAAAGAAAUGAAGCGGAAAGCAUCUGAGAUAAAAGAAGCAGAAGCUAGAGCUGCUCUUGAAGAGGAAAAAAGAAGACAGCAGGCUGAACUGGAGGCUUUUGAAAACAGACUGAAGGGACGUCGGAAGAAGAACAGGAAGAGAGAUGAAGUGAUAGUUGAACUAACUCUUUGGCAAAAAUAUAAAUAUCACUUCCUUCCAAUGUGUGCAGUCAUGGUUGUAGUGUUCGCAUGGUGCAUAGUCCGCAAAGUGGAAUAAAAUUAUCUGGUGUUAAAAAAAAUUUCUGCUAUUAAUGUACCUCAGACUUGAUUUAGAUAGUUGUUAAAUUUGAAGUACUGGAAAGUAUGUAUUAUAGUACAUAGUAUAUAUUCACAUUCAUCUCUGUAUUCUCUUCUAGUUGUUGUUAACAAUACUGUUAAAUUUUAUCUUAAGUAGCACAUUAAAAAUGGCAAUAUGACACUGUUUAGUAAAGACAUGACUGGAAUUAUAAAGUAUUCCAUAAUGCAUAUCUAGUGACAAGAUAAGCUGUUAUUUGUUCAUUGUGCUCCCUUGUAUUAACAUAAUUGUUUUAUAUACUAUUUUAGAUCAGCUUUUAAAAAAACAAAUUAAGGUGAAACUGAGCCAUAUGUGCAGUGAGGGGUAUAUUUCACAAUGUUUUGUUACUUAAUGUAAGGAAAUUUACUUGAUCAUGUAACUUUGUACUUUAAAAAAUUCUUUAAUAAAAACUUAGAUUCCACUA
Messenger RNA from Erinaceus europaeus (western European hedgehog), 3527 nucleotides. It is a transcript of the gene NFXL1, whose product is annotated as nuclear transcription factor, X-box binding like 1. Bases 359 to 3046 code for a protein of 895 amino acids. Gene Ontology annotation, molecular function: DNA-binding transcription factor activity, RNA polymerase II-specific; RNA polymerase II transcription regulatory region sequence-specific DNA binding; zinc ion binding. NCBI's taxonomy places the organism in Eukaryota, Metazoa, Chordata, Mammalia, Eulipotyphla, Erinaceidae. The transcript is spliced from 22 exons. Gene Ontology annotation, cellular component: nucleus. The record is from RefSeq and is a predicted model, not a curated record. Gene Ontology annotation, biological process: regulation of DNA-templated transcription.